AAUAACUUUUAUAUUUUGUACAGAGUUCAAAAAGUAUUUAUGACGACUCUGCUAUGAUCAAACGACAGUAUCUUUUUUUUUUUUGGUUGGUAAACGGAUUUUAUACGAUUAUAUACGAGAAUCCAGAUUUAGGGGAACUUUUUUACGAUUAAACAAUUAAACAGAUCAUAGUUUGUGUUACAAGGUGGAAUAAGUUUUGUUUAUUUAUUUUUGUAAAAAGAAAAAAAGAAGCUCGUGGUGCACGUAGAAUAUAUUAUGAUAACAAUAUUAUCUCUCUUUUUUAAAGAAAAAACCACUACAGAGAAACAGAUCUAAAGGUCGAUCCAUCUCCCCCCUGGUUCUGUCUCUUACGUUUUGAUCCAUAGGGGAGAGAGAGAGAGGGAGGGAGAAUGGAGAGAAGGUUAUGUGACAGAGAUGGAGCGAUCUUCGCGGCGAUGGUGGGGACGGAAUUCACGAACGUGGUGGUGAAUACUCUGUUCAAGGCGGCUACUUCGAAGGGCAUGAGCCCUUUUGUCUUCCUCGUUUAUAAUUACGCCAUUGGAGCUCUUCUUCUUCUUCUUCCUUUUGCCUCCCUCUCCCUCUCCCUCAGAUCAAGUUCGCUUCCUCCAUUGAGCUCCUCAAUUCUUUGUAAAAUCGGUCUUCUUGGGCUACUAGGAAGCGUAUUUCUGAUGUUAGGCUUCAAUGGCAUCAAGUACAGUUCCCCAACCCUAUCCUCAGCAAUGGCCAAUCUCACCCCUGCUUUUACCUUUAUCCUCGCCGUCAUUUUCCGAAUGGAGAAGGUCUCCAUCAAGAAAAAGACGAGUAUAGCCAAAGUGACGGGGACCGCAUUGUCAAUAGGAGGCGCAUUUGUCGCCACUCUCUACCACGGCCCGGCGGUAUUCUCCGCCCUGUCUCCGGCGUCGGAUUCUCUCCUCCGGCGUCGGCCUCUUCACUCCCCCUCCGAGUGGGCCACCGGCGGAGGCCUUUUGGCUCUCGAGUACAUCAUCAUUUCCGUCGCUUACAUUCUUCAGGCACAUGUAAUGAAUCGAUACCCAUCUGCGGUUAUAGUGACGUUCUCUCGCAAUGUUUGCAUUUCGGUUAUGUGUGGUAUGGUUGGUGCCAUUGCUGAAAAGAACAAUCCAAGUGCUUGGACCUUACGAUUCGACAUAACUUUGGUCAGCAUCGUUGCAGGGGGGAUUUUAAACACAUGGUAUUUCGUAAUUCACUCAUGGGCGGUGAGUCACAAAGGGCCAUUGUACUUGGCAUUGUUCAAGCCACUGUCCAUCGUAAUCGCCGUGGCAACAACUGCAGUAUUCCUCGGAGACUCUCUCUACCUCGGAAGUUUGGUCGGAGGAAUAUUGAUAUCGACAGGGUUCUACAUGGUGAUGUGGGGGAAAGCCAAAGAGGAGAAGACCAGUGACCACAUUGUUUCGCCACCUUCGGAUAAAGUUCCUCUGCUCAGAAAUUAUACAACCGAUCAAGCCUAACGUCGUUGUAUAUAUCCAUCGCAUAUUUAUUUAGUUAUAUCUAUUUAAUAUACGCAAAGGAUAAUCCAAUGGAUAUGGUUAUAUAUAA
Molecule: messenger RNA, 1554 nt
Organism: Tarenaya hassleriana
Lineage: Eukaryota; Viridiplantae; Streptophyta; Magnoliopsida; Brassicales; Cleomaceae
Product: WAT1-related protein At5g40210-like
Exons: 7
Coding region: 390-1466 (358 amino acids)
Cellular component (GO): plasma membrane
Molecular function (GO): transmembrane transporter activity
Source: RefSeq, a predicted model, not a curated record